AUGACGAACGAACAGACGCCGUUCAAAGCAGCACAGUUCGAUGUGGAAAAGCCGGCGAGCAGUCAGGUUGAUAGCGCAGCGGGAAAUCAGCCUGUGAAGGAGUCCAGCCAGGGCAUCGAGCGAACGCGUGCUGGGUACGCAAUGUGCAUCUUGUGGGCUUUGGCAGAGGCGCGAGCAGUGUUGAUCCCAGCGCGAGCAGUGCUGAACAGCCCGCAGCACUUGCAGAAGCCGCGAGCAGUGCUGAACAGCCUGCUGUCGCUGGGCGCACAGGUAAACGACCUUUCCACCGCGUCAGUGCUGCGCAGCCUGGUCGCGAAGACCAAGUGCCCCGGAGAGGAGCCUCGUCGGGCUCCGCCUCAGCAGCACUCGGCGCGGCGCUCCAAGGCAGUGACGAACCCGCAGCAGCAGCGCGUGAAGCACCACGCCCCCGCGACGAGACCGGUGCUGCACAGCCUGGCCCAUAGAGCAGUCAGGCCCGGCAUGCUCGCCAAGCGGCAGCGAGACAAAUCCAUCGUGAACAUCCUGCGGGGCCACCCGCAAAACUCCGACAGCUCUGCCGGCGCUGCACAGCCCGGCAGCCAGCAAGCAGGGGCAGCGGCGACUUCUAGCUCCACGCUGCCCGGGCCCAUGGAGAGCAGCGCCAGCGCUGCGCAGCCCGGCCCGCCGACGAAGCAGCGGCGGCUUGCAGCCAUCGCCGCAGGGAUCAGCAGCUUGCAGGGAGAUGAGCUCCACGCACGCCUCAACGAGGCCGAGACGCUGCCCACCGCACCGUUCGGACGCCACGACCCGAACGAGCAGCUCUUCAAUGCCCACGCGCGGUACUUUUUGACGACGCUGGCAGCAUUGGAGCUACCAAACGCCCCUUUCCACGUGCUACUGAGCGCACACCGCGCGGCCACAGCCCUGCAGGACGUCAUCCCAGAGCGCCGCGCGCUCUAUGCUCAGGCAGCCUCAGAGCGGCGACAUUCCACCCCUACCGCCCCUGAAGUCUGCGAGGUGCUGCAUCAGUUCUACAACGACCCUUGCGCGCAGCACUUGAAGCAGGACGCGCGCGGUGCGGAUGUGGAACUCGCGGCGAACCGACCCCCGGCCUACUUCACCCGCCUCGCAGACAGUGCUGCACAGCCUGUCUCGCCAUCGGCAUCCAGCAGUGGUGCGCGGCCUGUAGGAGCAUCAGGCCCCAUGCUCCCCGCGGCUUCGCCACCGGUCAUGCGCUGGAUUUGCGGCAAAGGGUUCACGCACAACGGCGCCUUCUUCAAGCGCUGCUCCGACGCCCACGGCGGCUGCGCGGAGCGUCGCAAGAGGCUCUCGUGGCGAGCGCAACAGGAUGGUUUCAAGCCCCUGUUGCCCUGGGUCAAAAGGCGCAUCUUGCAGUCCGCCACCUUCCACUUGACGUUCUCGGCGCCUGGUUCCUUGUCGCUCCAUUGGAACCGCCCGGAGGCCAUCGCCGCGGCAAAGGCGAGGCGCGAGGACACUGAUGACUCGCGCAAGUGUCAGCUCCUCACCGUGCAGCGCGAAGCCUACAAGGCCCUCGCUGCGGAGCGUGCCCGGGUCAACGCCAUCUUCGCCGAGAUUCCCGUGGACCAGGCCGCCGCGAAUGCCCCCCCGCGCAACGGCGCGCCGCAGCAAUUCCUGGACUGCGCCGUCCAGAUGCCGGAGGUCGAGCGUUGCAGCGCGACGCGCUCAGGGCCGGGCACCGCCCGCGAUCCUUUGGACGCGGCCCGCCCCGAAGACGACGCCACUGACAAGCUGUCUGAGAGCGACGACGACAAGUUCGCUGCGACAGCGUUAGGGGAGGUCGAAACCCCAAUAGGCAUGGACCCCACGGCCGUGCCCACGUUCGUGCAGCACGUGGCCGCCCUUAAACGCAACUUGGAACACGCGCGGGAGUUAGUCGCCUCCCUCAGUUUUUCCGCCAACCGGAAUCCGAGCGGACAGAGCGACAGCAGUGCUGCACAGCCAGCUUCCUUGGCCACGGUCAGAGCCGCUGCGGAGGAGCAGCGCUUCAGGGCCGCCGUGGACUUGCGAGAGGCCGCCUGGCAGCUGGACACCCACAGUUGGGAGAGGAACCUCGCUCUCCUAGACAACGCUGCCGAGUGCGACAAAGCCCUCUUCGCGCCCUCGCAGAAGCCUUUGAGCAUGUUCGACCCGACGACGUGGUCCAAGUGUUUUUCCGAGUGGUGGUUUGGCCUCCCGAACGAUUCACAGCGACCGCGCAAGGUCACCUUUGAGCAGCUCUUUGCCGCCCUCCUGCGCCGAGAGGAGCUCGAGUGCCAUCUCGAAGAGGCGUGCCGGCUUGUCCGUGGUCCGCGGCGCUGGUUCCAGGACAUGUUCGGGGCCAGCGUCUGCGGCCCCAUGGCGUCGGCCGCGCCCCGCCGAGAGCUCUCUGGCGGGCGCUCUGGACGAUACGACACUGUCGUCACGUUGCUGUCAUCCGAGGGCAGGGCCAACGCCCUCCCCGAGGAGCGGGCGCUGAAGCCCAGCGGCCGCGAGCUGUGGGGCCGCCGGGCCGACGAGGCGCCGCCGGCGCCGGCGGGGGACUUGAAGGCCGCGGAAGAGUUGGCCGAGAAGGCGGCUGUUCAGCUUCAGGCGCCCGCCGCCGGCUGCCUCCGCCGGCUGUCCCCCUUGGCGCUGCUCGGCUCCGCGGCGGCGGGCUGGGCCCUGCUGCGCGGGACCGACUGGCGCCCAGACCCGGUCGGCGGCGAGCGUCAGCUCGGCCAGCUCGGCUGGAGGACAGGGGGGCCGCGCCGCGAGGCGGCACCCGGCGGCGCCGCGGAGCCAACCCGCGGAGACGCGUCCGUGACCCUCGUGAGCGCGGGCGCCUCGGUGCUGCCGCAGCCGGAGGGAGACGAAGAGUGCAGCGACGCGCUGCCUGGGGACGAGUGCUACGACGCCGUGACCUGGGCCAUGCAAGAAGGCAUCUGGGGCCACGCCGAGUGGUACCCGGGGCUCACGCUCUGGUCCAGGUUCGAGGAGUUCCAGGGCGAGCUCCACAGGCAGGGCAAGUGCCCGCGCCCGUGCAGGGAGCCCCCCCGCGCUGCCCGCCCGCACGGCAUCCCCGGGCGCGCGCUGGACCUGCCCGGGCUUUGGGGCACGCGCCAGGAGAGCUGGAAUUUUACGUAUAUCGCGCCAUGGGCGACGUGGUGGAUUACCCGCUGA
Molecule: messenger RNA, 3159 nt
Organism: Prorocentrum cordatum
Lineage: Eukaryota; Dinophyceae; Prorocentrales; Prorocentraceae
Source: the annotation of a GenBank genome assembly